Molecule: messenger RNA, 2316 nt
Organism: Nezara viridula (southern green stink bug)
Lineage: Eukaryota; Metazoa; Arthropoda; Insecta; Hemiptera; Pentatomidae
Source: the annotation of a GenBank genome assembly
AAAAAAUCGUAGAUCAUAUAUCAUUAAACUUGAUGAUUAUAUAUAAGCUCCUAUUCCAUGUUUCCUCCUAGUCUCUUGGUUUUAAACUUUUCAUUCCUAAAUUUACAACUCUGUGAAAAUGUGGCCACUAAUAAUUUCAAAACCUCCUCAAAAUAUACCACCCUCAAAAAUGUUGACGAUAUAACUUGUGUCAUGAAACCCCCUUAUGGAAACCCUUGCAUACAUUUAUAUAAUCGGUAAAUAACUUUUAGGUGUUACGGGUAUAUUUGUUUAUCCUAAAAAUGCUAAUUAAACUGCUUGUAUUAAUAACUAUGUAUUUUUAGUAGUAAAUAAAAGUUAUAUCAUUCAUUAAGGCAUAUCAUAUUUUGAAUGUUUUAAAAUAUAUUAAAACUGUUUAUAUUAUUAAAUGUAUAAAAUUUUAAUUUAUUGAUCAUUUUAAAAAUUACUAAGAGUUUUAUAAUAAUACAGAGUUUAUCCCAAAAAGCAAUUGUAUUGAUCACAAAUUCAAAUGAGUGAGAUUCCACCACGUAGCGCUUUAAUCGAUAAUAUUCAUUUGCUGAACAAUGAGUUUUUAAUCAUUAGUCGAUCGCAAGGUAAUUUAUUUUAAAUACGAUAAAAUUUUAAACAAUUCAUAACAAAUUAUCGUUGAAUAUAUAACCAAUUAAAUGUACAAACGGAAACAUCUGGCGCCACGGUAUCGUUAUUUGAUGUAACCGUUACAUUGGACAUGUUUUAUAUAUGUAUGAAACCUAUAUGAAUAUAUAUGCUCAAUUAUUUAAUUUACACAUUUCUUUGUCUACAUUAUAAAUUUAUACAUUAAUGUAAAUGUUCCUUAAAUUGGUGCAGUUUGACUAUUUUCCAGGUGUAACAGAGCGAAAUAGUUGCUACAUUUCAGUAACUCGUUACAACUUCAUUACUUGAGCAUAGCGUGGGCACGCCAUAUUGCUUGAGUCUAGUUACUCCUGAAGUGUGAAGGUUUUCUCUUCGUUCUUACGGGUCUUUUAUAUUAACUUUAUUUUGAGAUUUCUUCAGCAUUUAAAGCCAUAAUGGGCGUAGAAGUUGAACAAAUUAUCCCCGGAGACGGGUCAACGUUCCCAAAAGUAGGCCAGACCGUUGUUGUCCACUACACUGGGACUUUAGAAAAUGGAGUUAAGUUCGACUCAUCAAGAGAUCGUGGCGUCCCAUUUAAGUUUAGGUUAGGCAAAGGUGAAGUGAUCAAAGGUUGGGAUCAAGGAGUAGCUCAGAUGUGCGUUGGUGAGAGAGCAAGGCUUGUAUGCAGCCCAGACUUUGCAUAUGGAUCCCGUGGACACCCUGGAAUAUAUCCUUUUUUUUAUUACAUUUACAGUACAUGUAUAAUAUGUACAAACAGUUUUUUAUUAUAUCUAUAUUUUUAUAAACUUUUUAUAACCGUGAAUGGCCAUAUAUUGGGGCUUGUAACCUGAUAUUAAAAUCUUGAAAAAGAUGAUUUAUUAUAGUAAAGAUACAAUAGUUGACCAUAUUGGUUAGAGAUUCUGUCAGAAAUUAACUGCAAAACCUGUUAUGGAAGGGAUGUCUUUAUUGUUAUUGACAUGUAGAUAAACAUGUUAAUGACUAAUAGAAAAUAUAUAUGUUAAUGAAACAUAGAUUAGUAUGGAUUAUUGAGGAGACUGGCAGGUAGAAAGGAAGUGCUAUCAAAAUUGAAGCCGUGCUUUAACAUAGCUGUGGCUACGGUCUCUGGGAUCCAAAAUUUGUCUAAUUUUUUGACAGGAUUGUUUCGAAUUUUGCCUAUUUUAUGAAGUCUCUAAAAUAUUAAUUUUUAAAAAUAUUUGAAUGGGUGUUGGAUAGAUGUAAAGAUGAAUUCAAACAUAAAUAAUUAUUACAUCUGAUAUUAAGCUAUCGGACGCUGGGGACCUUAACCACAGCUACCGUGUUCAAGACAAAUCAUGCUCAGAAAUAUUUGAAGUAUGUUUAUGAUUUCAACUUCAUGGGGCUUUGAUAAGUUAGGUAUAGCUUCUGUAUUUUUGUUUUUAUUAUGAUGUGUUCUAUUUAUAAUAUAAGAUAUAUUAUAACAUUUUAUUUUUUCAUUUAAUCUAUAUUGUUAUUUUCCUUGACAGCAGAUAUACUAUACCACCUAAUGCCACCCUAAUCUUUGAUGUGGAACUGUUGAAGGUUGAACCUUGAUCUACUUUAUGAACUAAUUUUAUUUACUUAUUUUAUCCUAACCAUCAUGUCUCUAAUGCUGUUAAGGCAUUUUCAAUCUGUCUUUUCUUCUACCUCAUUAUGUUCAUUGUCAUUGUACAUCAAUAAUUAAUUAAAAAAUUAAAUAUACUGGAAUUG